ACCUGAAGCGCGGCCAGGUGCUAUUCUCCACGUCCUAUGUCACCUUUGAGACAAGGUCAGAAUAUCCACAAAGAAAGUUGUCUGAAGCCCGUACGUCAGAUCCGUUUCGAGGGCAAGUCAAGCGGCACAUGAACUACUAGCGGUUGACUGGCUUCGGUUCACACUGUAAAAAGCCCGCAGAGAAUACGAAGGUGGAUGUCGAGAGAGUUUUAGUCUUGGGUCUUGGCCUGAGAGGUCUUAGGUCUUGAUCUGAGAGGAACGUACGCCAGAAGUUGUGCAUUCUACGUUGGACUGCCUUGAGUUCUGGAAUCGUUUUUCAAUUAAUUCUAAGCUGCUUGAGACUGCAGGAGAUCCAAGAGACAUCAAGAAAAAGGAACAAGACACCUCCAACAUAAGAAAAGAGAAUAUCGUAAAACUCUUAAGCACACAUUACAAAAAAUGGCACGACGUUCCUUUUAGCGUGAUCCAUUAGUUAGAAAGCUGAUCAUCCUCAAGAAAGAAAGACUUCGCUAUGUACGCACGCGCAAAACAUGUUUUGCAGUCAGAACACAUUAUGACCUGGUCACUUUUCUAAAUCUAAAUUCAAUAUUCAAGCAUUCUCUAAAGCCUAAGGAUCGAGCAUUUUCAAAAGAAUCGAUCAAUUUCAUAAAGUACAAUUUGUUUUGGGGAAACAUUUUAUAUCGUGUUGAAUAAUUAGAGCGACCAGUAAGCCUUCAAAGAUGUGGUAAAAACUGUGAAAUGACGCAUAGGUGGAGCAGCAUGUAGCUAUGUGCAUUAAAGGGAACAAUUACUCAAACAUAUGGUAAACGUACAGACUUCCUUGUAAGGAUAAGUCAAGGUUAUAAAGGAAAAUGUCCAGCAGAGUGGACAACUCUCAGGAGAAGGAGAGCGGGCGAGAGGAGAAGUCGAACAAAAAGUCGAGUAAAGAUGAAAAGAAGAAGUUUAUGAAACAAGUCGAGGAAUUCAAGCUCUGGAAUGACCAGGAGACUUUUCAGGAUAAAGAGUACGAACGACGGAGGUUGGAGAAAGGGAAAUGGAAAGACCUUCUGAAGUCAGAUCAGCGCCUGCAGCGUUGCAAAAAAUGCUACUUACCCUCAGUCAUUGCCAUAGUUGCAGGGGUUUCCCUUAUCCUCUGUAGCAGCCUGAAUGGGAUAGCCGACAAUAGCAUCUUCAGCGAACAUCGGCGAAUUUUCCAGGCCGUAGGUGGGGCAGUGAGCUGCCUGGGCCUGAUUGGCCUCAUGAUGACGGCCGCAUACACGUACAGGAGGGAAGAUUUUGUCAGAAAGAGAUACGGUUUCCCUUCCUUGUUCGAGGCGUCUCGCAACGGCACUACCUCUUCUUCGUGGAUCAACGAAAGCUUUCUGAUACAGAACGAAUUCGUGGACGUGCGCUCAAAUGGGAGUGCCUCUAUCGCCGGGAAAUCUGUGUCGCGCAUGACGUCCAUCGAGUCAGCAGAAUCUUCGGUGGAUUUUCUCGGUGAGAGCUUCUCUUCCACAGGCACGGCGGUUGCAUGGGUGAAUAAACAUUCGGUGAGGUUCCAGAGAACAUCAUCUCUUCACCGGCGACAGAACAGUGACACAGCUCUCAACAACUCCUUGGCUAUCUCAAGAAUCUACUCCUGGGAACAGGAAGCCAAGCGCGAUACAGCCAACUCGGAGCGCGCAGAAAUUCACACCACUGGACCUGGGUAUGACCCGUGUUCAUCUCAGGACCGCUCAAUUACCUCUUCGUCAUCUGGCUACCAGAGCAAUGUUUCGUCACCCGAUGCCUUGACCACUCAGCCUAUAUUCCUGGAAGAAAAUUCUACCACUCUGGUAAAGGAUAAGGAUGUGGAGGGAAAGGAUUUUGGAACUAACAUCAAGUCCUGCAUCGUCUCCUCUGACACCAGUAAAGACGUAAAUCUUCCUCUGAUUGCCGAGAAAGGGAAUAACACUGGGCGAAGCGUGAAAUUCAAGGCGUAAAAGACAUUAGUCAUCAAGCAGUCACCUAAAAUUUCCACAUCAAAAUAGUGGAUAGUGGCAGUUACAACUCUUCCAGACACUCAUCACUGCGACUUCGUUGGUUGUAGGUAUCAAAUAAUCUUUCAUCGUUAAGUCAUGACAAUGUCUUUUUUAGACGAUAAUUUGUUUUGGCAUCGUAACAGUAUAGACUGUUUGAAACUGAGCGAGAACGUUCGGGCUCGGCCAGCUGAUGCUCACUAAAAGGACAGGCUUGAGCGUAUCUUGUCAAUAGCAAAAGAGUUGCCGAUCCCUGCCGGUAGAAGAAUGCAGUGUUGCUGUUGGUAUUAUCUCUCGUGUUAUGAUGUUAACAUUCUAAUUCAAUUGGUGCUAUAAUUUGCAAUUCAGUUUCACACGUUAACUUCUGUCUUGUUUUUUGAGUGCAUUAUUCCUAUGGUUUUGAAGCGAUUACAACUUCAUCUGAAUUAACAAUCAUCUACUUAAAUUCUGCGAUUUGGCAAAGUAUGAUUAUUAAUUCAUAUAGUUCAAGUAUGGAGCUCUUUAAUUUUUUUAAAAUUAUGUCCCUACAGUUCCCUAAAUUUUGCCCCGGAUACCGUUGACUUCUACGAGUCGUCAUUGGUAAAAACAAUUCGUCGGCAUUCUUUUCAACUGAUCUAAGCCUAGCAAGACAUUUUUAAAGGAGAGAACAAAAAUUGUUUAAUUCCUUUAACCUACAUUAUAUAUUUGUUGUUGGUUUUUUUUGUGCAACAAUUAGAAUUUAGAUUUUAACAAAUAAAUAUUUAUCGAGAAGAUGCAACCGAAUUCACAAAUUAAACACUGCUAAAAAUAAAAUAAAAAUUGGGCUUAGUAUAUAUCUGAACAGCAGCUAGCCAACAAAUUCCGUCUUUCUGUGCGAUGCUAUACGCCUGCCUGCAUUAUCACAGGCUCCUCUUUUCAAAACAAGGUGUGUGUUGCUAGGGCUGAUUCAUGCUGCAUCGAGGAAUAAAAGACACGCUUCUCUGACUGUCUGCUCAGACAAUAAAACCCCUUUAGCUUCUUCACAUCUGUUGGGUUCGUCGUAAAGUUAUUCUAAAUAUUGUUUUCAUUUAUACAUUUCUUCUACAAAGGCAAAUACAUCAACAUGUUCUCUUUGUACAAUGACUAUGUUUAUGAAAUUUCAGCUCACAUUGAGAAAAAGGAAAGAAA
Messenger RNA from Aplysia californica (California sea hare), 3143 nucleotides. RefSeq lists its product as uncharacterized. The record is from RefSeq and is a predicted model, not a curated record. Bases 852 to 1961 code for a protein of 369 amino acids. The transcript is spliced from 3 exons. Lineage: Eukaryota; Metazoa; Mollusca; Gastropoda; Aplysiida; Aplysiidae.